AUGUCUCGACAAAAUAAUAAAUUACAUUAUUAUGCAGAAGGAGAUAUUUUAAUCAUCGUAGAGAAUACAACAUUUCGUAUACACAAGAAUAUAAUAGUAUUAGCUUCAAAAAUGUUUUAUGAUAUGUUUAACUGCGCUGUACCAAAUUCACCUUCAGAUGAUAUACCGGAGAUAGUAUUAGAGGGAGAACAGAGUAAAACAUUUGAAGAUUUAUUAUCGUAUAUCUACCCCAAUACAUAUAUCAUGAUAGAUUGGAAAAACGUCGGUGAAUUCUUGAGAUUUUCAGAAAAAUACAUCAUCGAUUCAGUCUUAAUAAGCGCGAAAAUGUUCCUUGAGAGAGAAUUUCGCAAGAAUCCUUUAUAUUCAUUAUUGCUCGCUGAUACAUAUAAUUUUAGAUCCCUUUACAAAGAAUCAUCCAAAUUGGUCCUAGACAAAUUUCCAGAGUAUAAAAAAAGAAAAGGAACCUUUUCUCAACUUUCUUCAUAUACUCGGGAUUCUUUGACCAAAAAAUACAAUUCCUACACGGAUUCUCUGGCUAAAUUGGCCAAUAUAGAAUUCACUUCAGGUUACUUACAUUGUGAUGAGUGUAACAAACCUACCGAACAUGAUAUAAGGAUCAAUCAAGAAUUUAUUGAAAGAAGUAGACAAGUACAAGUGUUACCUUUGCCUUUACCACCCACCCCUCCUUCUAUUACGAGAAGAAAAUUAUUUAAUAGCCUUGGAUAUAGAACUUGUGAUAAUCAAUUCAUGACUUUUCAAUUACCUAGAAAAUUUAAAAAACAUUUUGGUGUUUUUGAACCCCUAGAGUGUAAAAAACAUAAAAAAGAUCCUGAUUUUUAUCUUUACAUUGAAUUAGGUGAAUAG
Molecule: messenger RNA, 864 nt
Organism: Funneliformis geosporum
Lineage: Eukaryota; Fungi; Glomeromycota; Glomeromycetes; Glomerales; Glomeraceae
Source: the annotation of a GenBank genome assembly